AAAAAAGGAUUAUUUCGAUUUUCCGCCUAAUUUCCGCCUAUAUGCCCACUGUGCAAUACAAAGAUCUAUACUCAGAUUUUGUUGAAAAAUACAAUAACUGGACGCCAUUUGGAAAGAUUGAAAAUUUUUAUCGAAUAUUACAAAUCCCGGAAUAUGAUCAGGAAAUCGAUUCGAAACAAGUUAUUCUAGGUAUUCAAACACAAGAACAGCUUAUCAACGUCCCUAAGUUGGUUGAGACAGUAAAAAAAAAAUGGAAUUAAGAUCAAAUAUAAAGCUUUUUAAUCAGCAUAAAAUAGUCGAUGUGAAACGAAAAGAAGGAAAUCGAUUCUGGGUAGUCUGCUUAAAUUCGGAAGGAGAAAGAGGUGAAAUAUUAGUCGAUGUGGUAGUAAAUGCUACAUGGGAAUAUCGCAGAGAAAUAGAUUCAUUUUUAGGGCAUCAACCGCAGCAACUAUUCAGUAAUAGGUUGAAAUUAUUGGCUAGAAUAAGAUUACCGGAUAAUAUGGCCAAUUUUCAUCCAGCAAUGGUUAUUCGAGGACCGUUUCUCAUGAUGGCAAAUUGUCGAGACGGAACAGCCUUUGUAACAUAUGCACCAAUUACAAAUUUCGACAAGUGUAUGGGCAUAACAGUUCCCGACGAUUGGGAGAAGUGGAUUACUCAUUCGGAUGAUCUAAUUAAUAAUAGAAAAAAACAAUUGGGUGAAACUAUUCUUCAAGGAGCACAAAAAUAUAUACCUCAUUUGAAAAACGCCGAACUACUUGAAGUCAGAGCAGGUUGGCUAAGUCUUGAUACAGGAAAAUUAAUAUUUGGAUCAUGGCAUGCAAAUAAAAUUGUUAAUAUUAUUGAACGAUAUUUCAAACGUCCGGCUGAUUCAGCAACAGUAAACACGAAAAAUCUUGAUGAUAAACAAAUCAACAAUCCACCCCCGAUGUACCGGCAAAGAAACGGUCCUUUUCGAGAAAGCGAAAAUGAGAGAUAA
Molecule: messenger RNA, 976 nt
Organism: Didymodactylos carnosus
Lineage: Eukaryota; Metazoa; Rotifera; Eurotatoria; Philodinida; Philodinidae
Source: the annotation of a GenBank genome assembly